Molecule: messenger RNA, 621 nt
Organism: Dreissena polymorpha
Lineage: Eukaryota; Metazoa; Mollusca; Bivalvia; Myida; Dreissenidae
Product: zinc finger protein Xfin-like
Exons: 3
Coding region: 1-621 (206 amino acids)
Source: RefSeq, a predicted model, not a curated record
AUGGCGAUAUCGAAGAUGAUGAUGGAAAUGGAAGCGUUGAUGUCACACCUGCUGUUGACCGCCAGCUACAAACUGAGGCUACAUAGAGGCGAUUCUCCACUAAACAUUAGCCUCAGAAAUUACGAGAGAAACACGUGCAAGCGCUUCGUUCAGUCUGCAGAUCUCCGGAGCGAGACGCUUGAUGCUUCAGACGACGAUGAGGCAACCGGUUGUGACAGCAGUGACAUCAUUGAGGACAGUAGUGACACGUGCAAUCUCCGGAAGUCGCUGCUCGCCGCGCAUGGCUGCGUCAAGCGUCACGUCCGCUUAAACGAGAAGAUCCACUGCAGCCUCUGUGACAAGGCGAUGUCUCAAUGCUUCUUCAUCAAGCAUAAGCGUCUCCACGACGGCCAUAUUGGUGACGUCUGCCGGGAAGAGUUCUCCACCAUCAGCCGCCUGAAUGAUCACAUGAAUUUCCACCUUGGAGCGACGCCAUUCUCGUGCACCAUAUGCGACCGGAAGUUAUCCAAGAGGUCCUCCCUGACACAACACUACCGCUACCACAGGGACCACGGUAAUUUCAAGUGCGGCUAUUGCUCCAAGAAGUUCAAUAGCAAGUACACAUGCACCGUUCACGAGUGA